GUCACAAAGAGAAAGAGAAGCUGAAUCCAUCAUCAGAUCACAGAUCAUCCUGUUGCUGCUGCUGUUAGAGAUCUGAAGGAUUUAAUUUAACCAGAAACACUGAAGGAGACGCACAAACACCAGCUGUCUGUCCAUCACCGGAGAACCCUGAACACCGUCCCGGUUCUGGUCCAUCCUGAUGUCAGCCUCUGAAGUUCCCCAACACUGACUCUGGAGUCCAGCAGCGGGUUUGAAAAGGUUCCAAACCAGGUUCUAGCAUCAAAGCGGGUUCUGGAUUAGUGCUCUAGAUUUCCUGCCGUGUUCUCAGGGAUCAGUUCUUCAGGAUGGAGUCCAGAGUCAAAGGUUCUGGUAUCACAGCUGGUUCUGGGUUCUCCUCCAUGCUGCUGGUUCUCUGCUUGGUGUUUGUCAGACCGGUCGGUUGCCACGGUAACUUCACAUCUGAGCUGUCUCUAUCAGAUCUGAUGAUGUCGGACCUGCCCGACCUGCUCGCCACCGACCUCCCUCCAGAACCAGAGACGGAUCUCCUGCAGGAGACCCUGAAGGAGGCGACGUCCUCCAACAAACCGCAGCACAAACCGGAUCUAAAGGUUCCGUCUCAGUUCUCCAACCGGACCCGGCCGGUUCUGGUCCACCCGGUGUUGCCCCCCAGCUGCCUGCAGGCCACGUCCAUCCGCACCUUCUUCAAGUACAUCAACACGGUUCUGUCCUGCCUGAUCUUCGCCGUGGGGAUCGUCGGGAACGCCACGCUGCUCCGGAUCAUCUGCCAGAACAGAACCAUGAGGAACGGACCCAACGCUCUGAUCGCCAGCCUGGCACUGGGAGACCUGAUCUACAUCGCCAUCGACAUCCCCAUCAACGUCUACAAGCUCUUGGCGAUGCAGUGGCCCUUUGCUGACAGUCCGUUCGGUCUGUUCCUCUGUAAACUGUUUCCGUUCCUGCAGAAAGCUUCAGUCGGCAUCACAGUUCUCAACCUGUGUGCUCUGAGUGUGGACAGGUACCGGGCCGUGGCGUCCUGGUCUCGGAUCCAGGGGACAGGCGUUCCCACGGUAACGGCGGUGGAGAUCGUGGUGAUCUGGCUGCUGUCGGUGUUUCUGGCCGUUCCUGAGGCCGUCGGCUUCGACAUGGUGAACUUCGAGUACAAGAACAUCACCAUGAGAACCUGCAUGCUGCAGCCCAGGACACCCUUCAUGACCUUUUACCGUGAUGCGAAGGACUGGUGGCUGUUUGGGUUCUACUUCUGCGUUCCCCUGCUCUGUUCUGCCGUGUUCUACGGCCUGAUGACCUGUGAGAUGCUGCGACACCAGAAGGGCAGCCUGAGGAUCUCCCUGAGUGAACACCUGAAGCAGCGCAGAGAAGUGGCCAAAGCCGUGUUCUGCCUGGUUCUGAUCUUCGCUCUGUGCUGGUUCCCUCUUCAUCUAAGCCGUCUGCUGAAGAGGACGGUCUAUGAAUCCCACGACGCUCACCGCUGUGAGCUGCUCAAUUUUCUGUUGGUGCUCGACUACUUCAGCAUCAACAUGGCGACCAUCAACUCCUGCAUCAAUCCCAUAAUCCUCUUCUUCGUCUCCAAGAAGUUCAAAAACUGCUUCAAGUCUUGUCUGUGCUGCUGGUGUUAUUCUGGUUCUCUGUCCAACAGUCUUCUUCCCCUCCACCUUGGAACCAGUCUACAGUACAAACACACCGAACACUGAGCAGCUCCAGGACUUAGUCUGCACCAUUUAGCCUGUAUUAUACUGUAUUUAUUCUGGACAAAUGUUCAACUUUUAUCACAGGUUCACGUCCGAUGUGUGAAACAAUCACUCUGUUUGGGUCAGAAGUCACUGAAUAAAGACAUAUUUAUGUGGCCACCAUGGACAGCUCAAUGAACAACACAAAUAUACUGAAGUUUAUCCCAGACAGAGAGACAAAACGACCACAAACAGACACACAAUGACGACAACGAGACACAAAAUGAGGACUGAGACACAAAAAGACACAAAAUGGCGACUAAGAGACAAAAAAUAUACAAAUGAGGCACAAAAUGACCAUGAGAACUUGUAAAAUAAUCAAAAUGAGACACCAAACGCUUGAAAUUUCAGUGCAAACAACCACAAAGAGACAGAACCAGACAUAAAAUAACACAAAUGCACAAAGAAGAGCUGCACAGAUAUGUAAAAUGUCCAGAAUGAGACACAAAACAACAGAAAUUAACUUUAAACAAUCACAAAAAGAACCAAAGAAACACAAAACAACCAUGAAAAGGUGGAAAAUAGUCCAAAAAAGAUAUAAUGUGGAUGACAAAAAGACAUGAGAUCAACACAAUGAUCACAAAGAGACAAAAUAUGGCAACAAAGACACACAAAAUGGCAACAAAGACACUCAAAAUGGCAACUAAGACACACAAAAUGGCAACUGAGACAAAAAAUGGCAACAAAGAGAAAUCAAAUGGCAACAAAGAGACUCAAAAUGGCAACUAAGACACAUAAAAUGGCAACUAAUAGACAAAAAAUGGCAACAAAGAGACACCAAAUGGCAACUAAGAGACACAAAAUGGCGACAAAAACGGCAACAAAGAGACACAAAAUGGCAACUAAGAGACACAAAAUGACCAUGAGAACUUGUAAAACAACCAAAAUGAGACACAAAGUUAUUGAAAUCUCAGUGCAAACAACCACAAAGAAACAAAAUCAGAGACAAAAUAACACAAAUGCGACACGAAAUGACCUCAAAAACACAAAGAGCUGCACAGAGAUAUAAAAUGACCAAAAUGAGACACAAAACAACUAAAAUUAACUUUAAACAACCACAAAGAGAAGCAAAGAAACUCAAAACAACCAUGAAAAAGUGGAAAACAGUCCAAAUGUGGAAGACAAAAAGAGACGGGAUCAACAGAAUGAUCACAAAGAGAUAUAAAAUGGCAACUAAGAGACACAAAUUGGAAAAUAAGAGACAAAAAAAGACACACGUGAGACACAAAAUGACCAAACUGGGGCCAAAAACAACCACAAAUGUUCUUUGUGGUCCGUCCAUGGUGAGUCCAGAGACUGAAACAGAACCAGUUCAGUGUGGAGGAACCUGAUUGGUUGAACUGGAGCUGUGGUCCAAUUAGAGAGUUUUAACUUCGGGUCACUUAUUGUAUUUAUUUCCAUGUUUUAUGUGUUAAAAGUUUCAGUGGAUUCAGAUAUAUUCAGAAAAUGAAGCAGUUUUCUGUCGUUUCUCUGACUUUCAGCUGAUUUAUUGUAUUUAAUUAAAUGUAUAUUUCUCAAUAAAACAAGAUUCUCUAACUGCU
This is a messenger RNA of Amphiprion ocellaris (clown anemonefish), 3265 nucleotides long. Its product is annotated as endothelin-1 receptor-like. Gene Ontology annotation, biological process: enteric nervous system development; G protein-coupled receptor signaling pathway; vasoconstriction. Gene Ontology annotation, cellular component: membrane. The record is from RefSeq and is a predicted model, not a curated record. Lineage: Eukaryota; Metazoa; Chordata; Actinopteri; Pomacentridae. The transcript is spliced from 8 exons. Gene Ontology annotation, molecular function: endothelin receptor activity. The coding region runs from base 324 to 1688 and encodes 454 amino acids.